UUGUAGAGAGCGAGAAAUUGGAAUGAAAUAUGGAAGACUUCGAAAAGUAUGGCGCAAUUACGAUAAAUCCUCCCGCAGAGGAACAUGGUCCACGAAUGACACGACACAUCUACUGGAGAAAGCGAUUCAUGGAACAGAUGCCUCAUUCGGAUAUUGCGCAAUCUUCUGAUGUUACUGUAACAACUUCUAAUCUUAUUACCAAUGAUGCACCAUCUUCAUCAAAGGAGAUUAUGACAAGCGGUGAUAUUAUAUCAACAAUCAACAGAAUUUAUGACGAUCCAGAAUCAGUUAGUCGCCAUUUAUUUGAUUUACUGCGUUCUCCAAACGAAGAUGACGAUUUACAAGGCGAACUUAUCGACUUGCUUGGAUUAGAGCAGUUCGACUUAGUUAGUACGAUCUUGUCAUCAAGGCAAGAGCUGUUAGAUUGUUAUAGUUCGGUUCGUGAGGAUAUUGCUCGAACUACGAAACUGGAGAGAAUGCUGCAAAAAUCACAAAAGCAAAAGCAACAGCCUUUGUAUUGUCAGCAGGUAACAGUUCAGUCAAAUACCGAUGUAAACAUACGGAAAAUGACAAGACGAGAGCAGAAGCGUGCUGCUAAGCAACUAAGUAAAAUUACACAAAAUUUAAGCGAAGAUGAAAAGCUUGAGCUGGAGCAGGCCCAAAACGAUAUGCUCAAAGAAAGGUUUCAAGAUCUGGAAGCAAAACGGUGGUUCGAAACAUUGCGUGAAAAUAGGUCAACUGUUGUACGUGAACGUUUUCCAUAUGUAUACGAUGCACUGAUUGAAUCCGAACAUAUUUUUAUCACUGUCGACGGGUCGAAGCGUUGUUUACCGGCUAACUCUUCCCGUGUAAUUCACGACACUUACGAAGAAGUUUAUGUUCCCGCAGUGGAUAGAUCUCAGAUCACGACAGUACACCAAAUAAAUAUCGAGGAUUUUGAUGAGUUAGGGAAAAAGUGUUUCAAUGAUUUCGAAAAGCUUAAUGUUAUUCAGUCACUGGUGUUUACGCAAGCUUACAAAUCACAAGAGAAUUUGUUGAUUUGCGCUCCGACGGGUGCAGGUAAGACGAAUAUUGCAUUACUGGCAAUUUUGAACACGGUACAUGGCUACAUGAACAAUGGUGUGAUUUGCAAAAAUGAUUUCAAAAUUGUUUAUAUCGCACCGAUGAAAGCAUUGGCGACUGAAAUGACAAUGAAUUUUGCUAAGCGACUAGCUCCAUUAAAUUUACGCGUGCGUGAAUUAACCGGUGACACAACACUUUCAAGGAAAGAAAUUGCCGAAACACAGAUGCUUGUUCUGACUCCCGAGAAAUGGGAUGUUGUGACGAGGAAAGCUAUCGAUUUACCGCUCACGAAAAUGGUAAAACUAUUGAUUAUCGAUGAAAUCCAUUUAUUACACGAUGAUCGAGGACCUGUGAUUGAAACCAUUGUUGCAAGAACGCUUCGACAGGUCGAAAUGAAUCAGCAAGGUGUUCGAAUUAUCGGACUUUCUGCCACGCUACCCAAUUAUAUCGAUGUUGCAAGGUUUUUGCGUGUAAACCCCCACAAAGGGAUGUUCUUUUUUGACGGCCGCUUUCGACCAGUUCCACUUUCACAGACUUUUAUUGGCGUUCGUAAUCCGCGAAGUACAGGACCAGAUCUGAUGCGUGAAAUGGACGAAGUGUGUUACGAGAAAGUACAUCAGUUUGUGAGCAAAGGACAUCAAGUUCUUGUUUUCGUAACUGCGCGGAAUGCUACCACAAAAUUAGCUAUGACUUUCCGAGAUGAAGCUGCCAAAAGGGGAGAAUCAAAUCAUUUUUUGCCGACAAAUGUUGGUUCAUUGCAGUACAUUAAUGCAAUGAAAUCGGUGCAGAAUUGCCGGAAUGAUAUACUAUUGGAAUUUUUCCGUCUUGGCUUAGGUAUCCACCAUGCUGGCUUACCGCGCCGAGAACGUUUGAUGACUGAAAAGUUCUUUGCUAAUGGACAUAUUACUGUGCUUUUUUGUACUUCAACUCUUGCUUGGGGUAUUAAUUUGCCGGCACAUGCUGUUGUCAUUCGGGGAACUGAAAUCUUCGAUGUUCAAAAAGGCGCUUUCAGCGACAUGGGUGUUCUGGACGUGCAACAAAUUUUUGGUCGAGCCGGUCGUCCACAAUAUGAGAGCUCAGGACAUGGCGUAAUCAUAACAUGGAAAAAGAAUAUGCCACAGUAUUUGAAUAUGUUGCUUCGCCAAGCGCCUAUCGAAAGCCAGUUUAUGUCACGAAUUUACGAUAAUUUGAAUGCCGAAAUCUCUUUAGGAACAGUGUCAAGUAUCUCUGAAGCAGUCGAAUGGCUCAAGUACACAUAUUUUUUCAUUCGAGCCAAAUUAAAUCCUCUUGCAUAUGGAAUACCUCGGGGACAGUUAGAGCGCGACCCAGAUUUAUAUGAAUAUUUGACUCAAAUGAUGACGGAAGCAGCUGAGAAAUUGGAUGCAAGUCAAAUGAUCAGGUUUGAUAGUAUAAACGGUUACGUGACAUCAACAGAUCUUGGGCGCAUAGCUUCAAACUAUUACAUAAGAUAUGAAACAGUUGAAGUAUUCAUGAAUGGCGUGGGAGGGUUGAAACUGGAAGCAUUCAUGAGCGACGAUAUGAUAUUGUCGUUAAUUGCAUCAGCAACGGAAUUUGACCAACUUAAAGCUAAUUUUAAUAUUCUUUUGAUUAAGUUGCGGGAAGAAGAAACAGUCGAAUUAGAGGAACUUGUGCAAACUUCUUGUCCUUUACGUUUGAAAAGAGGUGCUUUGGCAACUGUACCUGGAAAAAUAAAUUGUUUAAUCCAGGCUCAUAUUUCACGAGCAUUCAUUCGAAAUUAUUCACUGGUUUCGGAAUCAAUGUUUGUUCAACAAAACUGUGGUCGACUAUGUCGUGCAAUGUUUGAAAUAACUUUGAGAAAAGGAUGGGCCCAAGCAGCUAAUGCAACGCUGGCUAUGGCGAAAUGUUUUGAUAAGCAAGUAUGGCCAUUUCAGACACCUUUGAGGCAACUUAAUGAGUUUGUUCGAGCAGAUUGCAUCCCAAAAAUUGAACGGAAAAAGCUUUCUCAUUAUCAACUCUUUGAAAUGAGUGCAAAAGAACUUGGAAAGAUCUUAAGUUGUGAUGGGCAGAAGAUGUAUGAAGCAGUACGUAUGCUGCCAGUAAUGUAUUUGGAAGCUUCAGUCAAACCUAUUACAAACACAAUUAUUCAAGUGACUGUGAUUUUGACGCCAGACUUCAUUUGGCAUGAACAUUUUCUCGGUUCAACUGGUGUUCAAGUUUUCUGGGUUUUUGUCGAAGAUAUCAAUGAAAACAUGAUCAUCCAUCAUGAUCAGGUGGUCGUUAAUAGGAAUAAGGUUCGUCACAGUGAACCACAAAAUCUUAUUUUUACGGUACCAAUCAGUGAUCAGCAGUUAACCCACAAUUAUCAGGUACGAGUUGCAAAUGAUCGGUUUGUAGUUGAUGAUAGUGUUGUCCCUAUUUCGAUGCAUAAUUGUGUUUUACCGUCUUCACAUCGUCCGCAUACAGAUCUGCUAGAUUUGGACCCUUUGCCUUUAACAGCUUUGAAAAAUGAAGCAUUCCAGUCGAUUUACAAUUUCGGAUUUUUCAAUCCAGUGCAGACGCAGGUUUUCCACUGCCUGUAUAAUACAGAUCAAAAUACUUUGAUAGGCGCACCAACUGGUUCUGGUAAAACUCUUUGUGCGGAACUGGCCAUGUAUCGCAUUUUCCGUGAAUAUCCUGCUAAAAAGUGUGUUUAUAUUGCACCUUUAAAAGCUUUGGUGCGCGAACGUGUUUCUGACUGGAAUGAAAAGUUGCAAAGACUGAAUAUUAGUGUGGUUGAGCUUACCGGGGACCAUUCACCGGAUAUUCGCAGCUUGAGUUCAGCUAAAAUUGUGAUUACGACGCCAGAAAAGUGGGAUGGCAUAACACGUAGUUGGGAAAUUCGUCAGUAUGUUAAAGACGUGGGGCUUGUUAUUGUCGAUGAAAUUCAUCUUCUAGGUGUUGAAAGAGGUGCUGUAUUGGAAGCAAUUAUAACAAGAUUAAAGAUGAUGGCUGCAAAACAAGAAUCGCAUAAUCCUGUUCGUGUAGUUGGUCUUUCUACUGCUCUUGCUAAUGCAGGCGAUGUUGCGGAAUGGUUAGGUGUUGUGGAUGCUGGACUUUUCAAUUUCCGACCAAACGUGCGACCUGUACCUAUUGAGGUGCACAUUGCUGGUUUCCCAGGUCAGCACUAUUGCCCUCGAAUGGCUCUGAUGAAUCGACCAGCUUUCAAAGCAAUCAAAAGUUAUUCUCCUUGUAAACCAGCCCUCAUAUUUGUGGCAUCACGGCGCCAAACGCGAUUAACUGCAAUGGCCUUUGUUUCGCAACUCGUUACCGACGAUGACCCACGACAGUGGCUUCACAUGGAUAUGGAAGAGCUUGAACAAUUGCUUAUAACACUAAAAGAUGAAAAUUUGAAAUUAACGCUACCGUUCGGCGUAGGGAUGCAUCAUGCCGGUUUGCAGCAGCACGAAAGAAACAUUGUUGAACGGCUUUUUGCGGAAAAAAAAAUUCAAGUUAUGGUGGCUACAGCAACCUUAGCAUGGGGUAUUAAUAUGCCAGCACACUUGGUGAUUAUUAAAGGAACCGAAUAUUAUGAUGGGAAAACUCACAAAUAUAUUGAUUUCCCGGUUACUGAUGUUUUGCAAAUGAUAGGCCGUGCUGGUCGACCACAGUUCGAUGAUUCUGCUGUUGCUGUUAUUUAUGUUCAGGAUAUUAAGAAGAAUUUCUAUAAGCGUUUCCUCUACGAACCUUUUCCGGUCGAGUCAAGUUUGCUCACAGCAUUGCCAAAUCAUGUGAAUGCAGAAAUUUACGCCGGAACGAUUACCUCGGAGCAGCAUGUAAUGGAAUACAUUGCUAACACAUACCUUUACCGUCGUCUUUUUGCAAAUCCAAGUUAUUAUGGUAUUGUGGAUACGACACCGGAAGCUUUGACACAGUUUCUUGUGGACGUAGUUGAUAACUGUAUUGAAGAACUUGUGCUUUCUGGUUGUAUCACCAUUCAUGAAGAAGAACAAUCACUUAUCUCAGCACCACUUGGAACUAUUGCAAGCGUUUAUUAUUUGAAUCAUAAAACUGUGCGAUUUUUUGCCAGCUCUCUUACGCCCACAGCAACAGUGGAGGAACUCAUGAAAGUUUUAGCAGAUUGCCCAGAAUACGAUGAAAUACCUGUUCGACAUAAUGAAGACCAAAUUAAUGGGCAUCUCCAACAAAUCAUGCCACUUAAAUUGCCAGCUGAUGCUGCUAUGGAUUCUUCGCAUACAAAAGCCUUUCUUUUGUUGGAAGCACAUUUAAGUCGCAUAAAGCUGAUGACAGAUUACACCACUGAUCAACGUUCAAUGCUAGAUCAGUGUUUCCGGAUUUUAAAUGCAAUGUUGGACAUAAGUCUCUUACGUAAAUGGCUCUCAACUGCUCUUGCCAUUGUUAUUUUGAUGCAAAUGAUCGCUCAAGCUGCUUGGCAUACAGAUCAUCCCCUCAUGGUUGUACCUCAUUUCAGUGAAGAAGUUAUUGAGAGAGUUGGGGCUGAUUCAACGAUACCUAUGCUGAAAAAUCAUUUUGGUCUUGAUAAAGCGAAUAUCGAGCAAGCUAGAAAAAAAGCCAUCAAAAAACUUCUGGAACUGACAGUUAUUGAUGAACGCCAAGCAACAGAGGCUAUUGACGGUCUUUUGAAAUGGCCAAUAUUACAACCGAGGAACUGUGUCUUAUGUGGUGCAAAUCAGAUUUUCGAAAUUGAUUACUUGCAAGAUGAACGAUGGCCAAAGUAUAUAAAUGUUGAGUCGGAUACGUUAUACCGUAUAUUAUUCACUGUUGAGUUGGUUGGGCCACAUAAGUUUGAGACAAAAGCUUUUUGCCCACGUUUCCAUAAAGAAAAAACUGCCGGCUGGAUUGUGAUCAUCGGUGAAAAGGAUACAGAUGUAGUACUGUGCUGUAAAAAGUUAUCACCGGUUACCGGUUCUAAGCAGCUCACUGUACCCUUUAAGAUGCCUAAACGAUUAGGUCGACAUAUUUUUACAAUUUUCGUAAUGUCCGAUUCUUACAUUGGCAUCGAUCAGGAAUAUAAACUUCAUUGUGAAAUUGUUGAAAAGAAAGUAUCGGAAAAUUCAAAUAACGAUGAAGAUUUUUGAGGUCGUAGCACUGAUAAUAAUAUGAUCGUACAGAUUACUUUGCUGUUUUUUAUUCCGACAAGUAACUUAUCAGUUUACUAUAAUCACUCUAUUGUAUCAAUUAGACCCAUUUCCCGCUGUGUCUUUCAUUCUUCACUCGCUCUGUUGCUAAUUCUUGUAAUUGUCGCAAAUUUUUGGAAAAGUUUGCAGGGCUC
Molecule: messenger RNA, 6334 nt
Organism: Loa loa (African eye worm)
Lineage: Eukaryota; Metazoa; Nematoda; Chromadorea; Rhabditida; Onchocercidae
Exons: 45
Coding region: 30-6140 (2036 amino acids)
Molecular function (GO): ATP hydrolysis activity; nucleic acid binding; ATP binding
Source: RefSeq, a predicted model, not a curated record